UGUUUUUCAUAAUAUUAUGCUCUCAGACAGUAGCAGCAGGUCAUCUGGCAGCUUCGCGCGGCUUUAUCUAUCGUUCGUUCGCCGGUCGCACACUCUACGCAAUAAAUAAACGAUUGCACUCGCGUGCUCGUAGUGGGCGCUCGGUUAUUUUCUAAAUAGAUUUUGUUUGUAUUUUUGUAAAUAAUAGUGGCGACAGUGUUCAUAUUAAGAAAAAAUCGUGUUUGAUUUUUGGUAAAACAUAAAUAUAAAAAAAACUUUCACUUUACCAAAGAUUUCGUUCUCUAUUUCUGCGGUAGGAUCUCUGUGUCAAAUGUCAAAACCUAUUUUUGUUGUUUUCGAUGUACUGACGUGAUUUUUAUUUUUAUUUGUAAAAUGGACAUUUUUGAAAGUUAAAUAAGUGAAUAACGAUCUUACCACUAAACAAAAACAAGUGUUAAUUGGUGCAAUACAAAAUGAAUUGUGUACACUCGAGAGUUCCUGAAUAAUUCCGCAAUUUCUAAAUCGGGGUGUUUAGUCCGUCUUCGGUUUCUUUCUAUUUUACAAUCUACUCGUGUAGGUGUGGAGAUUUAAGUGUCUGUGUACGUUUAUUCUAAUUACGAGGAAACAAGUUCGUGGAUUUGAUUAUAACCACCGAUAUACUUGAGAUGAACAUCGGAAUGCGAAUUCAGUUACAUUUAACAUAGUUGAUGCACGUGCGAAGACUAUCCACGAACCACAUUGACGUUGUAUGAUAUACAUAAAUGUAAUGGUCCGUAGCUAGGAUCGGGAAUGAAGUGGUGGGGCGAGACGCUAGGGCGCGGCGCGUCGGCGCAGUUGUCCCGAGUGGCCCGCAUGCGGCGCGCGCUGCUCCUGUUGGCCGCGGCGGCGUGCACGGCGGCCGCCCUGCUGUAUUGGCGACAGCAGAGCGACGACCGCGCGCACCGCCCGCUGCACGCGUUAUAUGCAGGUGUCGAACCACAAUGGAGCUGGGUGUGCCGCAACUUACGGUGCGAGAGGCUACUCGCGUCGGAGACGUCGACGCUACAGUCACUGCCGACGUGCAACAUGCUGUGCGACAGCACGCAGCUGUGGCCGCAGCCCACCGGGCCCGUCAGCCUCGCCACCGCCGUGCAGCCCGUGCGCGCCGACGGCUUCAAGCUGCAGAUCAUCGCGUCGCCGUCGCGUGACGUGUCCGACCACCUCUCCGAGGCCUUCGAGCUGAUGCGCGAGGACAUGCGAGCACUGGAGCGCAGCGCCGGCGACCACCGGCCGGCCGACUACGGCGCCCCGCGCGACGUGCACGUGCGCGUCGCCAUCAACGGCAGCGCCGACCCGCGCAUGCGCCUCGACACCGACGAGAGCUACAAGCUCACGCUGCGCCCCAGCAGGAGGACUCUAGUGGCCGACAUCACCGCGCACUCCUUCUGUGGCGCCCGACACGGGUUUGAAACCCUAUCGCAGAUAGUGUGGUUGGAUCCUUACGCCGGCUCCUUACUUAUAUUGGAGGCCGCCACGGUGGUAGAUGCGCCGAGGUUCUCUUAUCGCGGGUUGCUCCUUGACACCGCUCGCAACUUUUUCCCUACGGACGAGAUAUUACGAACGAUAGACGCGAUGGCGGCGUGCAAGCUGAACACGUUCCACUGGCACGUGAGCGACUCGCAGUCGUUCCCGCUGCGGCUGGACAGCGCGCCGCAGCUGGCGCAGCACGGCGCGUACGGGCCGGGCGCCGUGUACUCGCCGGACGACGUGCGGGCCGUGGUGCGUCACGCCAAGCUGCGCGGCGUGCGCGUGCUGCUGGAGGUGGACGCGCCGGCGCACGUGGGCCGCGCGUGGGGCUGGGGGCCCAGCGCCGGCCUGGGCCACCUCGCGCACUGCAUCGAGCUCGAGCCCUGGAGCGCCUACUGCGGCGAGCCGCCCUGCGGACAGCUCAACCCGCGCAACCCCAACGUGUACGAGCUGCUGCAGCGCAUCUACGCCGAGAUCAUCCAGCUCACGGAGGUGGACGACCUGUUCCACCUGGGCGGCGACGAGGUGUCGGAGCGGUGCUGGGCGCAGCACUUCAACGACACCGACCCCAUGGAGCUGUGGCUGGAGUUCACGCGGCGGGCGCUGCACGCGCUGGAGCUGGCCAACGGCGGGCGGGCGCCGGAGCUGGUGCUGCUGUGGUCGUCGCGGCUGACGCGCUCGCCGUACCUGGAGCGGCUGGACUCGCGGCACCUGGGCGUGCAGGUGUGGGGCUCGUCGCGCUGGCCGGAGUCGCGCGCCGUGCUGGACGCCGGGUUCCGCGCGGUGCUGUCGCACGUGGACGCGUGGUACCUGGACUGCGGCUUCGGGUCGUGGCGCGACAGCUCGGACGGGCACUGCGGGCCGUACCGCUCGUGGCAGCAGGUGUACGAGCACCGGCCGUGGGCGGAGGAGGCGGGCGCGGGCUGGCGCGUGCAGGGCGGGGCCGCGUGCCAGUGGUCGGAGCAGCUGGCGGCGGGCGGGCUGCACGCGCGCGUGUGGCCGCGCGCGGCGGCGCUGGCGGAGCGGCUGUGGGCGGACCGCGCGGAGGCGGCGGCGCCGGACGUGUACCUGCGCCUCGACACGCAGCGCGCGCGGCUGCUGGCGCGAGGGGUCAGGGCGGCGCCGCUGUGGCCGCGCUGGUGCUCGCACAACCCGCACGCCUGCCUCUAGCGCGGGGGGGACCACCUACACAACUAGGUACAUAAUAAAACGUGUUACAUAGCUAGGCUGAUGAUGUAUGUGAUAAGAGACUGUAACUUAUUCAAAUGUAUCGAUGUAAGACGAAAUGUCGUACCGAGUGUUCGCGAACGCAACAGAUCUGUUCCGCUGUGGAUCGUAAUAUAGAAUCACUUAGGUGUUUGAAUUAAUUCGCAUUUUAUAAAAUGUUGAGCUUCUCUUUUCUAUAAAAGUUGCUUUGUUUCUGUAAUCAAUCGUUUUUUAAUAAAAGUUACAUUUUGUGUAGAUGAAUCUUAAAUCGAUUAUUGAAGUUUGUAAGUGAAAUUAUCAAUAAGUUAAAAUUAAGUGAAAUUGUUUAAAUUGAAUAUUAUUCGGUCAGGGCUAGUGAACUCUGGUAAGGUCCGUAAUGGGUCUGUUCACUGUAGUUGCAAUGAAACAAUCCAGAGAAUUAAUAAUAACACUUCUACUGGGCUUAAAACCCAGUAGCUAUAAACUCACUAAAAAUAAGUUGCCAACUUGUUAAUUUUGUUAGUAAUAAGGAUAACAUUUUUAGGCAUUGACUAAAACAAUAACACAAGGAAAGAUAUUGAGUUGUAGAUAACCGACAAUUGACGAAUCAGAAACAUUUGCAUAAUUUUCAUGUUGACUCAGUCACAAUCCUGGAUGAACAUAUUUUAUUAAUAAAAAAAUGGCAUAGGGCGUAAUAACACGCAACUCAGUUUCACCAACUGUGUUCACCAACAAUAACAAGAAAACGCAAUCUUACUAAACGCACACGCUACUCACAAUCAUUAAGUAGAUACUGAAAAUUGUUUUAUUAUUAUAGAAAGUUAAUAGAUGCAUAGAAAAUGUAAUAUUUGAAUGUUUGUGUUAUUGGUGAAUGUUAAACUUAGUAACGUAACUUGUGAAUCUGUUUCUUUAAUAAAGGCGCGUCUAGACGUGCUACGAUUUUGGGCAAUAUGUGGCUGCAUCACAGUGGCCGGCAACAUUGCAAGCAAUACAAGACUAUGCAUGCAGGAUUGCAGUAAUGUACCGGAGCAUUAUUUGUCAAUCAUUCUUUUCAUUCUUCGGUAUGGCCGUAUUUGCAUAGCCCUUUUAAGACUCGGCGGACAUAUUACAACACCUCACUCAGCCAUAGAUUGUUCGGAGUCCGUGUACGUAUGAUGAGGCAAUUUUUUUGCCAACAAUGCAGCCACAAAUUGUACACAAAAAUGUAGGUAGCCCGUUUUGACGCGCCUUAACACUAGUUGGUCUCCGCGACCACGAUGAAAACAUUUUGAUAUAUGCAAUCUAAAGUUUAUAUAAAGGACCCUGUCUACAUAUAACUCAACAAAACUUAAAACCAAUAAUAUUUAAAUUUGAUUUUAUAAACCUGAUACUUAUACAAAUAAUAAGUACUUUCACUUACUGUUUUAUAUUACAUCGUGGAUCUUUCGGUCACUUACCUGUUUAUUGUAAGAUCCAAACUCAUCAGAAAUCUACUAUAUUUUUACAUUAUACACAUUUAAUAAUUAUUUUUCUAAUUUCCUUUUUAAACUGCAAUCAUAAUUUAAUUUACUAUUGAGAUUUUUUGUAAAUAGAUCGAUUAUUUUGUAUAUUACGAUUACAGUUAUGGUUUAUUUAUUAUGUAGUGAUACGAUUGAUAUUGAUACGAUUUUUGUUCUGACUGGCUCGUUAACAUUUUGCGUGACUGAGAAAAUAAGGAUCAAGGCACACUGACAUAGUAAAAACUUUAUUUACUCUAUGUUUAAAGUUGAUAUUAUAAUUCGUACGCUGUGUAAUAUUUAGGCUAUUAAUACGUUGUCGUCGUUGUUGCUUCUGGUCGUCAGUGCACUUUGAGCCUUAUCGGCAGUGGAUGUAAAUCUCACAUAAUGUGUCAACAUUUAAUAUUAGGUAAUUAGGUACUGAACAUAAACUACACAGCCGCAAACGUAGCAUUUAGAGACGAUGCUAACCCGCUCCGGUCACGAAGGUAGCGCAGUGGUCACGCCUGCAUGCUAUUGUUCGACGCAGCAUGUCAUUCAGAAUAACUAGAUAAUAGUAAUGUAAGUUCGCCAGUAACAAUCGUCACGAGACAGACGUUAAGUUGAACGCAUUGUGUCAAUGAGCGAGACUUCAUUCCCCCGUUAAAUGUGAUGAGUAAACUGGCACAAUUUUGUACAUUUUGUAUGUAAUGUUUGGUGCUAUAGUGAUUUUCGUGGUGUACUUCUAUGAAUUAAAGAAAAGAUGAAAAUAA
Molecule: messenger RNA, 4897 nt
Organism: Helicoverpa armigera (cotton bollworm)
Lineage: Eukaryota; Metazoa; Arthropoda; Insecta; Lepidoptera; Noctuidae
Gene: FDL
Product: probable beta-hexosaminidase fdl
Exons: 5
Coding region: 769-2655 (628 amino acids)
Biological process (GO): carbohydrate metabolic process; ganglioside catabolic process; glycosaminoglycan metabolic process
Cellular component (GO): plasma membrane; lysosome
Molecular function (GO): beta-N-acetylglucosaminidase activity
Source: RefSeq, a predicted model, not a curated record